Glycine soja is the source of this 672-nucleotide messenger RNA. RefSeq lists its product as uncharacterized. The transcript has a single exon. NCBI's taxonomy places the organism in Eukaryota, Viridiplantae, Streptophyta, Magnoliopsida, Fabales, Fabaceae. The coding region runs from base 1 to 672 and encodes 223 amino acids. The record is from RefSeq and is a predicted model, not a curated record.
AUGUGUGAGAUGAUCGGGAAAUAUGGACCUGGCUAUAGACCUCCAUCUUAUCAUGAUAUUAGAGAGAAGCUAUUGAAACAAGCAGUCCAGAAAACUGAUGAUAGUUUGCAAGAGUUUAGGGAUGAGUGGAAGAGAACUGGUUGUUCAAUAAUGUCUUAUGGGUGGACAGAUAAAAAAAGGCGUUCAAUUUGUAAUUUUUUGGUGAACAGCCCAAAAGGAACAAUAUUUCUGUAUUCCUUAGACACUUCUGACAUCUCAAAAACAACUGACAAAGUUUUUAAGAUGUUAGAUGAUGUUGUCAAAUUUGUUGGAGAAGAGAAUGUAGUUCAAGUGAUUACUGAUAAUGCUGCAAAUUUCAAAGCAGCAGGAGAAUUGUUGAUGCAUACUCGGCCGCAUUUGUAUUGGACUCCAUGUGCUGCCCAUUGCAUUGAUAUGAUACUCGAGGACUUGGAGAAACAUUUGAAGGUUCAUGAAGUUACUAUAAAGAAGGGAAGAAAUAUAACAACUUAUAUAUAUGGUAGAACAAUGCUUAUUAGCAUGCUCAAGAAGUACACAAAUGGUAGGGACUUGGUUAGACCAGGUAUGACUAGAUUUGCAACUGCUUACUUGACUUUAGCUUGUCUCCAUGAAAUGAAAGCAUCUUUGAUGAGGUUGUUCAGUUCUGAGGAGUGA